AUGGACAAUGAUGAGACUAAAGAGCUUGCAUCGGACCCCGAUUAUGGCCCGGAUUCUCUAGAAGUCGAGAAAGUGGAAGAAGGACCUGAUGAAAUGGAGGUGGACGAGAAGCUUGAGAAGCCUACCAUGGAGAUCAACAAUGGAAUUUCAACGAAGCAAUCAGUGCAGCUUCGCAAUGCAUCUGUCCAAUAUCCACUUUUGCUGCACCCGACAGACGACGAGGACGAUAUGCAAACCAAGGAUGCCAUGAUCGGGAACCUGGAAUCAGGGUGA
Molecule: messenger RNA, 273 nt
Organism: Eremomyces bilateralis CBS 781.70
Lineage: Eukaryota; Fungi; Ascomycota; Dothideomycetes; Eremomycetales; Eremomycetaceae
Exons: 2
Coding region: 1-273 (90 amino acids)
Source: RefSeq, a predicted model, not a curated record